AUGGCCAACAUCACCUUUUUCUGUCUUGUCGAGGAAGAUCCUGCUGCGAAAGCAUUCUCGUUCAAGAACAUUCCCUCCUCGGAUACUAUCGACGAUCUCAGGAAGCGCAUCAAGGCCGAGAAGGCCAACGAUUUCCACGACAUCGAUGCGAACAAUCUCACGCUCUGGCGCGUCUCGGUUCCACUUACGGACGAUGAGGAGGAGCUCCCCAUCAUACUCGACACCCUGAAUGAGAAGAAGAAACUGCGGCCAACGACUCGCCUCUCCAAGGUCUUCACAGAAGAGCCGUCUGAAGAAGUAAUCCACAUCAUUGUGCAGCUACCACCGCCAGAGUUCCUAAAAAGAUGUCUCGACAACCAAGGUUAG
Messenger RNA from Gamsiella multidivaricata, 366 nucleotides. RefSeq lists its product as uncharacterized. The transcript has 2 exons. NCBI's taxonomy places the organism in Eukaryota, Fungi, Mortierellomycota, Mortierellomycetes, Mortierellales, Mortierellaceae. The record is from RefSeq and is a predicted model, not a curated record. Bases 1 to 366 code for a protein of 121 amino acids.